AUGCUCCUGGAUGGGCCAAAGGGGCCUCACUCCAUCCUCGCCCUGGACAGCUACCUGUCUCAUAUUCACAAGAUAAAUUUAGAUGACCACAUCUGUGGGCAGGAUGGCCAACUGUUCUUGGAAAAGGGGCAGGAGGAGGUGGUGUCUCGGGGGCAGGUUCCAGUGGUGUCUCUGGGGUUGGCUGCGCCGGGACCUUGCGCCGGGCCAGCCGGUACCUGCCCUCCGCCCCCAAGAGGCAAGAAGCGGCCGCGUCCACAUGGCUUCAGGUGUUCGCAAGGCAAUCGACGGGCCCCCGGCCCUCCCCCGGCAGGGGCGCGCUCCGGCGCCAAGGCGCCCCAGCGCCGCUCCCGCCGGCCCGCCCGCCCGGCCCCUCCCCAAGCCCGGCCCUCCGCCCGCGCGCCUCGCCCCCUGCCCGCGGCGAAGCGGCGAGUGCCGCCGACCCCCGGCGCUGCCCGGAGCCCGGAGCCGGCGGCGCUGACCCCGCCGACCCCCGGGCGCCGCCCGCUCACACCCGCCGCCUUUGCAGCCGAGGCUGCGACGAGCAGGUACCUUCCCCCCGGCACCCUCCGACUAGGACCGGUGCCCAAGCCCUGCCCGAGUCCCAGGCCGGACCGAGUCCCCUCAGCGCCCUGAUGCCGGGCCGGGCCCUUUCCCCUCCGCGCCCCGAGGCCAGGGCAGGCCGCUCCUCUCUGCACUCACGGGCCGGGCCGGGCCGGGCAGGGACAGUCCCCUCAGCACCCGAGUCCCAGCCUCGGAGUCCAGGGGCUCAGCACUCCCAGGUCGGGCCAGGCAAAGACCUCUGCCCUCAGCCCCACAGACCGGACACCCCGGCCUGGCCCCAGCCCCUCCGCCCUGACCCCUGCCCCUCCCCCUCAGGCCCUGGCGGCGGUUUACCUGCCGGAGCC
Molecule: messenger RNA, 905 nt
Organism: Phacochoerus africanus (Common warthog)
Lineage: Eukaryota; Metazoa; Chordata; Mammalia; Artiodactyla; Suidae
Product: translation initiation factor IF-2-like
Source: RefSeq, a predicted model, not a curated record